UGUACAAAUGCAGGGAGGUCGCACUCUACAUUUUAAUUGAAGACGACUAGAUAUCCAUUACCAAGUAAACGCUGCCUACAUUUACGCAAAUUUUCUCUCACACUCCUCUUACAAAAAGGCCUAGACAUCUGAGACCCAGAUCAUCACAUUUACUAGGCCAUUUCUAUUCAUUACAGAGUCUAUUCAUCCAAGAGGUACUCUGCUUUUUAACAAGGAUUUAUAGUAGAAGAAAGAGAUGAGCCACCACCAUAACCAUCACCACCACCAUGGCCACCAAGAAGGGGGCUACCCAUAUGCCCCAGGCUAUCAAGAAGGGUCCUUCCCAUAUGCUCCUCCACCACCACAACCAGGGACUUAUCUUCAAGCUCCAGGGGCUUACCCAUAUGCUCCUCCUCCACCACCACAACCAGGGGCAUAUUCUCAAGUUCCGGGAGCUUAUUUCCCAGCACCUUACCCUUCAUCAGAGGGCCUGCAAUAUCAAUAUGCAGAGGAAGAGGCAAAGAAGCACAAGAACCGUGAGCAUAUGGCUGAGGUGGGAGCUUUAGCAGCAGGUGCCUUUGCCUUGUACGAAGGGCAUGAGGCGAAGGUCGAUCCAGAGCACGCAGGGAGACACAAAAUGGAGGCAGAAAUAGCUGGGGCAGCUGCCGUUGGGGCGGUGGGCUACGCUGUGUAUGAACACCAUGAGAGCAACAAGUAUGAGCCUCACCAUAAACACCAUGGUCAUCACCAUCAUCAUUGAAGACAUUAAAAAUGCACCCAUGUUGUUAAUAAUAAAAUUUUACGCGAUCUAUACAGUCGUGUGUAAAAAUAAGAUCACAGUUUUCAACGUUUUGUUCACGGGAAGCUUGGACUGAUAUGCCUAUCAUCCGUAUUCAAUGGAUCUGUGUUUUGUUUGAACUUGUGCUGUAGUUUAAUAAAUGAAAAUUUGACA
This is a messenger RNA of Cryptomeria japonica (Japanese cedar), 931 nucleotides long. RefSeq names its product abscisic stress-ripening protein 5-like. NCBI's taxonomy places the organism in Eukaryota, Viridiplantae, Streptophyta, Pinopsida, Cupressales, Cupressaceae. The coding region runs from base 236 to 739 and encodes 167 amino acids. The transcript is spliced from 2 exons. The record is from RefSeq and is a predicted model, not a curated record.